Messenger RNA from Papaver somniferum (opium poppy), 1126 nucleotides. Its product is annotated as F-box/kelch-repeat protein At1g55270-like. Bases 219 to 926 code for a protein of 235 amino acids. NCBI's taxonomy places the organism in Eukaryota, Viridiplantae, Streptophyta, Magnoliopsida, Ranunculales, Papaveraceae. The record is from RefSeq and is a predicted model, not a curated record. Gene Ontology annotation, molecular function: protein binding. The transcript has 2 exons.
GACAGUAGCAUGACUUUCCAUGCUUUUGACCCAAUUAACAGACUUUGGCUACCACUCCCUCCGCUACGAAAGGAAUGCAAGGAAUAUACUCACCAAAAUAUUAAUUGUCAGGUUCUAAUGGUGGUGAUCUGUAUUUGUGUGGGUUCCAGUACGAAUGUAGUCGGGGACACGUAAUAUUUUACAGUGUUCGGACAAAUAAGUGGCAUCGAGCCCCAGAUAUGCUCCAACCACGUAUUAGGUUUCACUCCUGUGUUAUAAACAAUCGCUUGUAUGUCGCUGGUGGUGGGCUGGUUGAGCGACGCAAGUUAGUUCAUCUUAAAUCAGCAGAGGUUUAUGAUCCUAUCAAAAACAAGUGGUCUUUUGUUGCAGAUAUGACAAGGUGUUUGGAACUCGUAGAUGGUUAUGUAUACAAUGUAAUGUGGUUUGUUAAAGGAUUGUUCAGGAAAAGUAUUGUGCAUCAAGUUUACGACCCUGUAACAGAUGAAUGGUUUAAAAUCGACGAUGAUAUCGUAGCACCAAGGAGAAUAUACCCAAAAAUUACCAUUGACGGGAAUCUCUACACAAGCGGUUGCGAGGAUGGAUGCAAGUUGGACCUGUAUGAUGCAGCCACUGAUACUUGGGUACCUAGUAACAUUGACUGCUCAAAAAAGUUGCAUUUGGGCCCGAAACGCUAUAGAUACUUGCAAGUGAGAAAAAUAUUGCCACUAAACAAGGGGAAGCUCAUAUGUAUAAUUCGUGAUGAUAUGAGCAUUUCGGUGGUAGAUAUCUCAAAAGAUCAGUAUGAUGAUUCCUGGAGAAGGCAGCAUCUUUGGGAAGUAAAGAAGACAUUUGAGCUUGUAUGGGAGCAAUUCUGCCUUUGCUGUUAUAAUUAUUUGACAGAAACUGAAAAUUAUUUUAUCCCUCAUUCGCAGAUUCUUCGAGCAUAAUUGAAAAAGCGCAAUAACCUGUGGAACCAAGAGGACAGGCAAGGGAUUGACGAAUCAUGGAUGGAGGUCACAUACAUACUGGCCUAGGAGGCAGUACAUAUGACCUCCUGCCUGCAAUGUUUUUUCCCCCAAGUCGUUCAGUAUUUUUUCCCAGCAAUGUAUUCUACUAGAAGUAAAGAGGCAGCGGCACCAUCCUUACA